AUGAGAUUGACCCAGAUUCUUAGAUCAACACAAGUCUUGGUGAGAACGAGCCAGGGUAACCCAACAGGUAUCACUGGACUCUUUCAACACCCUAACCCACGUCCUGCGCUCUUGGAGAUUUACAAGGCCACGUUGGAAUAUGUGGGCAAGGAGUUUCCUCAAGAGUCCGUUUACAAGAAGAGCGUGACCAACUUCACAAAGAGCAGAAUGGACAUCGUCGAGUCCACCGAAAGCGUUGAGGAGAUCGAGCAGAAAAUCGGUAAUGGCCUGAUCGAGGAGGUUCUGAUCCAAGCCUCUGAUGAGUUGGAACUUGCAAAGAAGAUGAAACUGUGGGAAUCUUGGAAGGAGCUGGAGGACAAACCGUUGGAGGACCAGUGGGUUUAUUUCGGCAAGAAGAUCUGA
Williopsis jadinii is the source of this 402-nucleotide messenger RNA. Its product is annotated as complex I NDUFA5 subunit family protein. The transcript has a single exon. Gene Ontology annotation, biological process: respiratory electron transport chain. Lineage: Eukaryota; Fungi; Ascomycota; Saccharomycetes; Phaffomycetales; Wickerhamomycetaceae. The record is from RefSeq and is a predicted model, not a curated record. Bases 1 to 402 code for a protein of 133 amino acids.